This is a messenger RNA of Clonostachys rhizophaga, 640 nucleotides long. The record is from the annotation of a GenBank genome assembly. NCBI's taxonomy places the organism in Eukaryota, Fungi, Ascomycota, Sordariomycetes, Hypocreales, Bionectriaceae.
AUGGCAGACUUGGUUCUGCGCUCCGAAGUCGAGGAGACGCUCAAUGAAUACCAGGAGCCGGUCAAGGAUGCUGGUCCCAUCCGCCAUCUUUCACCAGGCCGACCUCGGCGACUGGCCUCAGAUCAACUCGUUAUGGGCGAGUGCCCUGAAGACAUUUGGGCGAGUCAACCCGCUCGUCAAAAGCGCCGGACUGUAUGAGCCUCCCUUCAGUGACUUCUGGGAAUCCUCCUGGUAAAUCUCCGCUUUCUCAAGAUCUGGCCGGUGCUCAGGUCGGCGUCUACAAGACGUAUGCCGUGAACAAAAUUGCACCUGUCAGGCUGGCCCAGAUUUCCAUUGAGUACUGGCUGCGCCCAGAGCAUCGCGAGCUCCAGGGCGGCAUUGUCUGGGUGACAAGCAUGGCAGGCGAUAUCCGCGGACUCCUCCACCCCUUUUAUUAUUCGAGCCAAGCGGCGGUCGUGAGCAUGUGCAAAUCCCCGGGGUCGCUGAACAAAAUUGCUGGGAUCUGUAACGUGGCCAUAUGCCUCGUGUUGUCGAUGUAUGCUCCAUGUUUAUUUCGGUGUCGCUUGCGUCUCGUCAUUGCCGUCUUGCCAACUCGGUAGCUAACUAUUUCACCUGUUAGACACCAAUCUUGCACGCUUGA